CCCACUCCGGGCCCCGGGGCUCCAGACGCCGCCCGGCAGUGAUAUGGGCGUCCCCCUGGUCCCGGAGGCCAGCGGCCCGCGCUGCGGGCCUGUGCUCCUUGCUCUCUUCCUGGCUGCCUCCCGAGGUCCAGCGGCAGCCUUCAAGGUGGCCACGCCAUAUUCCCUGUACGUGUGCUCCGAGGGGCAGAACGUCAGCCUCACCUGCAGGAUCGCAGGUCCCAUGGCCAAAGGGCACGACGUGACCUACUACAAGACGUGGUACCGCAGCUCACGGGGCGAAGUACAGGUGUGCUCAGAGCGCCGGCCCAUCCGCAACCUCACGUUCCAGGACCUCCACCUGCACCACAGCGCCCACCAGGCCAACGCCAGCCAGGACCUGGCCAAGCGCCAUGGGCUGGAGUCGGUCUCUGACCACCACGGCAACUUCUCUAUCACCAUAUACAACCUGACCCUCGCAGACAGUGGCCUCUACUGCUGCCUGGUGGUGGAGGUCAGACACCACCACUCGGAGCACAGGGUCCACGGCGCCAUGGAGCUGGUGGUGCAGACGGACAAAGCAGCAUCGACGCAGUGCAUCGCGUACCCACCAUCGCCCAGGGAGAGUGAAAGCAUCACAGCUGCUGCCCUGGCUACCAGCGCCUGCAUUGUGGGCAUCCUCUGCCUUCCCCUCAUCCUGCUCCUGGUCUACAGGCAAAGGCAGGUGGCCUCCAACCGCCGUGCCCAGGAGCUGGUGCGGAUGGACAGUGGCAACACGCAAGGACUCGAAAAUCCUGGCUUUGAGGCCUCCCCAUCCUCCCAGACCAUGCCAGAGGCCAAACCCAGGUCUCCACUGUCCUACAUGGCUCAGCGGCAGCCUUCAGAGUCCGGGCGGCACCUACUCUCUGAGCCGGGCACUCCUCUGUCUCCACCAGGCCCUGGGGAUGUCUUCUUCCCAACCCUCGACCCCGUGCCUGACUCCCCAAACUCUGAGGCCGUCUAGACCAACUGGGGCCGGUGGGCAACUGUGGCUGGGCCUGGGGCAGGUGCAUCUGAGGCAGAGCUGACCUUCUUGAGUGGCCCCUUAGCCUUGACGCUGGUCCUGGUUUCCUCCCUCCUGAUCUGAGCCCAGACUCUCUGAGAUACCUCUGAUGGCCAGACCCUCAACUCCUCUGGGUGCUAUAGGGCAGAAGGGAGAAGGGGUUGGAUGGCUCAGCCCCUGUCUCAAGGAUGGUGGGGUGCUGGGAGCCCACCCCAGAGACCUGAAUUUUACCAGCUACAAAUGCCAAAUGGCCUACAUCCGAGAAGUUCAAUAGUUUCCAGCCUACGGCAGCUUCUCUCCCUGGGACAUGAGCUUUGUGACCGGACAGCCCUGAUGGGACAAGAUGGGCACUGGACAGAACUCCUCUCCCCUCUUCCCCACACAGUGCCAUCCUCCCAGGCACGAGACCCAGGACAUGAUGUGGAAAGACUCCUCCUCAGUGUGCUAGAUCUAGCUUUCCUGACCUCUCCUGAGGCUGCUCCUCUAUCAGACUCCCACUCUGUGAGCCCGGAGCUCUGAUGCUGGGCCUGCCUGCCCCCAGGGGCCAUGGGAGCCUUUCCCAGCUGUCUGCUCCCAGCAACCUCUCCCAGUAGCUGUCUGCCAACCGGUUAAACAAAAAUGGGCUCCCGCUGCCUGCCCUCUGGUCCCCAGAGUUCACUGGCCAGGGUCCCCAAAACAGGAAGUGCACCCCGAGGCACAGUGGCCACUGUGGGCCAACUGGGAUCUUGGGCAACGGGGGCCAGGCCAGAGGUUGCAGUACCCACCGCAGAGGGGGGUGAGGGAGAGCACAGGGAACAUGCUGGGAAGGUGAGUGGCUCCACCUCUUCCCCUCCCCCUCCACUGUGCAGUGUGCUUGGUACAGAAGGUGACCGCACACUGUAUUGUCCCAACUGUGACCCUCCCGCCAGUGGAAAGAAGAGGAAAAGUCCAUAGGCAGCAAGUGCAAACCCUGUGAAAAAACUGUAGGAGAUGGGCUUGAAUCCCUGCUCUGCUUCCAGGAGUGCCUGGGAGCCCCCCAUCUCCUCCACCUCCCCCGCCCAGUCUUUGGUCUUCCAUUCCACUUAAUCUGGGCUGAGUCUCCACUGCAGAGGGACCCUGUGCGGUGGGGGUGUACAUAGAAGGGUCUGGGGCCCUGUGCUCCAUCUCUUGCUUCUGACCGUGUCCUGGAUUUGUUUUUAUACACCAUGUGCAAGGGAAUGCUUUGUGGAAUUUUGAUUAAAGCGUUU
Molecule: messenger RNA, 2244 nt
Organism: Enhydra lutris kenyoni (northern sea otter)
Lineage: Eukaryota; Metazoa; Chordata; Mammalia; Carnivora; Mustelidae
Product: V-set immunoregulatory receptor
Exons: 7
Coding region: 44-979 (311 amino acids)
Biological process (GO): regulation of immune response; negative regulation of CD4-positive, alpha-beta T cell proliferation; positive regulation of regulatory T cell differentiation
Cellular component (GO): plasma membrane
Source: RefSeq, a predicted model, not a curated record